Messenger RNA from Balaenoptera ricei (Rice's whale), 2135 nucleotides. It is a transcript of the gene TRADD, whose product is annotated as TNFRSF1A associated via death domain. The record is from RefSeq and is a predicted model, not a curated record. Gene Ontology annotation, molecular function: transmembrane receptor protein tyrosine kinase adaptor activity. Gene Ontology annotation, biological process: positive regulation of canonical NF-kappaB signal transduction; extrinsic apoptotic signaling pathway. Gene Ontology annotation, cellular component: tumor necrosis factor receptor superfamily complex. The transcript has 7 exons. The coding region runs from base 593 to 1618 and encodes 341 amino acids. Lineage: Eukaryota; Metazoa; Chordata; Mammalia; Artiodactyla; Balaenopteridae.
CAAGAAAAGGCCGGCGGGGCGGAGAAAGUCUUGGGUUUCUGGGGCCUGAGGAACCCUGGGUUCAAGUUCCGAUCCUGAACCCCGAGCAGCCCAGGCUCCCGUUGGGCGGCUUAGGUUCAGCUGGAAUUCGGCAGACCCACCUCAGAGCGCGGUCUUUGUUGGAAAGUGCUAACGGUCCCUGCUGGAAUUUGCGCCUCGCGUAUCCUGGGGCUUCUGAUACCCUCCGCCAGGCCUGAACUUGGGACCCACCAGCACCCCGUUCAGAGUGUCAGGGAGUAUCAGAGAUCAGAGAUCUUCGAGCUCUACCAUACAGAAGGCACCAGAAACGUCUGGUCCUCAGGGGGCGCCUCCUUGUUGAUCCAUCCGUUGCCCGCUGGAGGAAGAGGAGCAGCUCUCACCCUGGGGCCCUCCGGCCUCGUAAGAACCACAAGUCCUCGAAGUCCCUUGCCGCGGGCGGUUCUUCCUGCCGUCUAACCUCAGGCGCCAGUUUCUUACCUGCUCAGAGGACCAGCCAGUAGCAAGAGCAGAACUCCAGAACGAGGGAGGCCGGGGAGCUCCUGUCGAGAGCUCGGGAGCGGCCCAGCUGAGUAGGAUGCUGGGACUCUCAGCCUGUCAGUCCUUGAGGGGCCACGCCCGCCAGCAGGCCGUCACCGUCCACCCUGCCAGAGGAGGCAAGAUGGCGGCUGGGCCAAAUGGGCUUGAGGAGUGGGUGGGCAGUGCCUACUUAUUUGUGGAGUCCUCGCUGGACAAGGUGGUCUUGUCGGAUGCCUACGCUCACCCGCAGCAGAAAGUGGCGGUGUAUAGGGCUCUCCGGACUGCCCUGGCAGAGAGUGGCGGGAGCCCCGACGUGCUGCAGAUGCUCAAGAUCCACCGCAGCGAUCCGCAGCUGAUCGUGCAGUUGCGUUUCAGCGGGCGCCAGGCCUGCGGCCGCUUCCUCCGCGCCUACCGCGAGGGGGCGCUGCGCGCCGCGCUGCAAGGGUGCUUGGCGGCGGAGCUGACCCUGCACUCCAUGCCGCUGCAACUGGAGUUGCGCGCCGGCGCGGAUCAGCUAGAUGCCUUGCUGACCGACGAGGAGCGCUGUUUGAAUUGCAUCUUCGCCCAGAAGCCCGACCGGCUCCGGGAUGAGGAACUAACAGAGUUGGAGGAUGCGCUCAGGAAUCUGACGUGCGGCUCGGGGGGCCAAGGGGGCGACGUGGAGGGCGCUCCGGCCCCCUCGCAGUCUCUGGCACCCUCUCCGUCGGAGGAGAAGCCACCACCGCCGCCGCCGCCGUCUGGCCAGACUUUUCUGUUCCAGGGUCAGCCCGUAGUGAACCGGCCGCUGAGCCUGCAGGACCAACAGACGUUCGCGCGCUCAGUGGGCCUCAAGUGGCGCAAGGUGGGGCGCUCCUUGCAGCGCGGCUGUCGUGCAUUGAGGGACCCGGCGCUUGACUCACUGGCCUAUGAAUACGAGCGUGAAGGGCUGUAUGAGCAGGCCUUCCAGCUGCUGCGGCGCUUCGUGCAGGCCGAGGGCCGCCGCGCCACGCUGCAGCGCCUGGUGGAGGCGCUCGAGGAGAACGAGCUCACCAGCCUGGCAGAGGACUUGCUGGGCCUCACGAAUCCCCAUGGCGGCCUGGCCUAGCCUGGGUACCAGAGAAAGGGGCGGUCGGCCAGUUGCCCAGCCAGGGUUUGGAGCACCUGGAUGACUGUAGGGUCCCUUCUGCUGCUACUGCUGACCUCCGGUCCACCCACGGGACUCUGAGGCCACACUUAAAACCAGAGAUGACUGCCCUCUCCAGGAGUCGGACAAGCACCCACAAUGUCUGCUGGGGUGCCACUGGGGGUUCUGUUCUAGAUACUAGGAUAGAGAGAGCGUAUGGGGGACCUGCUGCAAGAGGUCUGCCUCACCUUUUCCCACCGCAGAAGAGGGGCUUUCAGCCAGACCUUACCUCUUCAUUCAUAGAACAAUUUAUUACUAUUCAUUAAUUCAAUAUAAUUCAUUAAGGACCUGCUGUAUCCUAGGCAUCAUCCUGGGUGCUGCAAAUACUGUGGUGAACAAAACACAUGAAUCCUGCCUGUCCCCAGUUCACACUCAGUCUGGGACUCUGAAUAUUAAGAAACAGUAAUAAAAUACUACCAGUUUUUUGAUGUGAAAAAUA